AUUGGGUUGAAUUUCAGACAGCCAGAGGUCGGUCAGGUCAGAAUUGGAUGAGCCACUUGAUCGAUCACUUACUCAUUUCUAUGCUUUCAGAUCGAUCUAGUGCACUGCAUACAUAAGGCAGGCAUUUUUUUUUCAGACAGUGGAUGAAGCUAGGAAGAGGUCCGAUUAACUGAAAAAAUAAUGAGUAAUAAUAAGUAUAUACUAAUUAACUACACCAUUCAUUGUAUUGCAGGCAAAUGCAGUUCAACUUGUGUUCCAGCAAAGAUGCAAGUGACAGUAUACUACUACAGUAAGCGGCAGCGCACUAGUCGUCGUCGUUGGCCCAAAGGGUCAACUAGAUAGCUAUAGGGAUACUGUGAUUCAAUUGUCUCCUCUUCAGGGUUCAGACGAGCUAGCUAGUCGGUGAAAGGACCAUUGUUCUACUGAAAAUAAGCACACGGAUCAAUAGAGACGGCAUAUAUCCCUUCCUUCAAACCCGAUCAACAAGAUCCAUGGGAUUUUUCAUACUUUGUUUCAUUUAUCAUUUGUUGCAAAAGAAAAUGAUUUGUAGAGAUUCUGAAUUUAACUUGUAUGCCAUAGUUUACUUGCAAUACCUAAUAAUUAAACUAAUCUUUUGAUGCAGAUCAUAUGAUGAGCCUAGGCAUUUAAAGAUGCACAAAAAUCGAAAGUUUGACUAAAAGCGUAUCUAAAACGACAAUUAUACCCCAUGAGGAGUGUGUUUGGCUUCAACCAAGAAAAGGUAAGCAUGUGAUUUGUGGGAAUGUUGGGCCCUAGCACAAUAUGUUUAAUUCCAUAGCAAUUAAACAUCUCGCAAAGCACAAAAAGAUCAGUAGCCGUUUAGAAAAACAAACAGCGAAUCAAUCACUAGAAAAAAAAACAUUAUCCUCUUGUUUUUCAACUGGAAUGAACCACCAACAAAGAAAAAACAACAUUGGCAACUAUGCUCUCAUGAAUGAAAUUAUAGUUGAAACUUAUGCACUCCUACAGUCCUACUCCCUCCGUUAGGUAAUAAGUUCAUUUUUAAUUCCUUUUAUUUAUUCCAAAAUAAAUUCACUUUUAAAUUAAUCAAUACUACAUCGAAAUUUGUAAAGUAAAGAAAUAAUUACAUUAAAAGUAGAGUAGAUAAAGUGAUGAAUAGUUACAUCUUGGAUUUAAUAAAGAUGAGUAUUUUAGUCUUUUGUUGUAUUAGCAUGUGUGAAAUAAAUAAAAAGUAAACUUAGACCUGAUUUAGUUCCUAACUUUUUUUCAAACUUUCCUAGACACGUAAACUUUUAAUUUUUCUGUCACAUCGUUUUAAUUUCAAUCAAAUUUUAAAUUUUAGCGUGAACUAAACACACCACUAUUUUGGAAGGUAGCAGUGAAAAACAAAGAUUGCAAUGCAAAAUUGCAACAUGCCAAUAUCCAGUUGGGCACAUUUGACCUGUCUCUGACCUGACAACCCUCCUUGUCCAUCAUCAUCUUCUUCCUCCCCUCCCCUCCCCUCCCUCUCAUCAAGGGCAAAGGACAAAGGCGCAAGCUUUAUUAGCUGGCCGCAAUUCAACUCUCCACAGCAGCAGCCGCCUCCCGAUCUGGGCGGCCACUAGCUCAACCAAUCAAGCAACCAAGCAAGCGAGCUCGGAGCUCGUCGCCUCGCCCAUGGUUACCCUCUGGAAGCGGAAACCCAAGCCCAAUCCGGAGCCGGAGGAGAAGGAGAAGGAGGAGGAGAAGGAUCAUCGGAUGUGCAAGACCAAGAGCUCCGUCGCCACCGCCUCCAUGGCCGCCUCCGCCUCCACCGCCACCACCCCAAGAAAGCAUCAGCAUCAGCAUCAGCGGUCGCCUCGCGCCACGGCAACCCAGUACUCCACCACCUCCUCCUCCUCCGCGCCAUCCACCGCCACCGCCACCUCCUCCUCCACCGCCGCCUCGCUCCAGGCUCUCCGCGAUUCUCUCCCCGACCUCCCCCUCCUCCUCACCUUCCACGAGCUCGCCGCCGCCACCGCCAACUUCUCCUCCUCCCACCGCCUCGCCCCCAAUUCCACCUCCUUCCGCUGCUCCCUCCGCGGGCACUCCGCGGCGGUGUUCCGGCGCCCGCUCCGGCGGGACCAGGCGCACGUGGCCGCCCGCCUCGCCGCCCUCGGCCACUGCCACCACGCCGCCAUCGCGCGGCUCCUCGGCGCCGCCGCGUCGCCCGACGGCUCGCUCUUCCUCGCCUACGAGCUCCUCCCGGACGCGUCGCCGCUGUCCGCGCUCCUCCGCAACCCCAACAGCCCGUCCUUCACCCCGCUCGCGUCGUGGCAGUCCCGCCUCAAGGUCGCCGCCGACGUCGCCGACGCGCUCCACUACGUCCACCUCCAGGCCGACACCGUCCACAACCGCCUCUCCGCCUCCACCGUCCUCGUCUCCGGCGACGGCCCCACCCUCCGCGCCAAGAUCGCCCACUUCGGCGCCGCCGAUCUCGCCGGCGAGCUCCUGGGAGACCGCCGGGGGAGGCGGAUCGAGGGCACGCGCGGGUACAUGGCGCCGGAGCUCAUCGCGGGCGCCGCCCCGUCGCGGCGAUCCGACGUGUACGCGCUCGGCGUCGUGCUGCUGGAGCUGGUGUCCGGGCAGGAGGCGGUGAGGUACGAGCAGAACAAGGCGACGGGGGAGUACGAGAGGACGUCGGUGAUCGAGAGCGCGGAGGCGGCGGCGGAGGGGGGAGGAGGGGAGGCGAUGCGGCGGUGGGUGGACCGGAGGCUGAGGGACUCGUUCCCGGUGGAGGCGGCGGAGGCGAUGACGGCGGUGGCGCUGCGGUGCGUGGCGAGGGACGCGGCGGCGCGGCCGGACAUGUCGUGGGUCGCCGCCAAGGUGUCCAAGCUCUUCCUGGAGGCGCAGGAUUGGUCCGAUAAGUUCCGCAUCCCCACCGACAUCUCCAUCUCCAUCGCUCCCAGGUGAAGGUGAAACCCCACCCACCUCGCCGGAGACUCACUCACCGCCCACCGCACCUCGCCGGAGACUGACUGACCACCGCCGCAUCGCAUGCAUCCUCACAGUAAAAAAAAAAGAUGCAAUUUUUUUUUACAGUAAAAGAUGCAUUUUUUUUUGACAGUGUAAAGGAUGCUUUUUUCUUCUUUUGUGGUUUUGUUGUUCAUCAGGCGAUGUAUAUAGAUAGAUGUUGCUGUAGUUGAUGUGCAGCGCGAUUGAGAUCCUCCUAUGUAGAUCUGUGGGUCCAUAUGUUAGUGACAACGGUACGGUGCAGUCGACUGCAGAGGAUCGUGAUCCUCACUUCUAGUACAAAUUUAUUUAUUAGUACUGUUAAUGUAGGAGAUUUAGCCUAACAGUGGUUGACACGAUGUGAUUGUGAGUGAGGUAGGAAUUGUUAGGCGAAAAUGCAAUCACACAUGCUAACAUUUGAAACAGAGCCUGAUGAUUUCUGGAUGUACAUAUAUACUAUGCGUGAAUGGAACAUAGCAGUCAAUUGGAUGA
Molecule: messenger RNA, 3441 nt
Organism: Oryza sativa Japonica Group (Japanese rice)
Lineage: Eukaryota; Viridiplantae; Streptophyta; Magnoliopsida; Poales; Poaceae
Product: protein LYK5
Biological process (GO): protein phosphorylation
Molecular function (GO): ATP binding; protein kinase activity
Source: RefSeq, a predicted model, not a curated record